CAAUAUUACGUCACGUGCGUUUUGCCGUCAGGACCGCGCAAAAUUGGCACAACCUCCGUUCACGGCGUCCUCUUUCAUUGAAUUGCCUUGACUUUCCUUCAAGUUCUCCCACUGCAGCGUGCGCCUGCAAUGACGAAAAACGGUUCUGCAAAUCCCUCCCGCAAGGUGCGCCGGCGUGGCUCAAUCGACGUCGUCGACGCAAAGGUCGCAGUCGACCUUGCCACAGCUCAGACAUACUCUGAAAAUGUCUUCCUUUUCGUGCCCAACCUCAUUGGGUAUACGCGUAUCAUCCUUGCGGGGCUUUCGCUCCACUUCAUGAGUUAUCACCCCAAAUACUGCACUCUUGCAUACGUGAUAUCAUGUCUAUUGGACGCUGUGGAUGGUCAGGUCGCACGUGCCCUGGGACAGACGUCGAAAUUCGGUGCGGUGUUGGACAUGGUCACGGAUCGGUGUACGACGUCAUGUUUGCUCUGCUACCUUUCUUCCGCAUACCCGGAAUUUUGCCAUGGUGCCUCACUCGUCACUGGUUCGCGGAGCCACAAGCUCGUGACGAGCGAAGUCAGCCGUAUCCUACGUACCCUGUUCUUCAUGUGCGCAGGCAAUGAGCUCUUCUUCGUCUCUCUCUACCUCAUGAAAUGGCUUGUUGCCAUCCCCAGCGCAUUCGUCUGCGUAGGGAAGAACAUUAUUAAUCUCGUACAGCUCUGGAAGGCCUCGAAGAUCCUCGUAGGGGUGGACCUUGCAGAACGUGCAAUUGCGCGUGAGGUACAGGCCAAAAAGGAGUGAUGUGGGCCGUGGACGGACGAAUAUCAUACAUACUACAUAUGCUGCUUCGUGCAUAAUGGGACGGUGUAAUGCAUUCCUUGUUUUUUUUUUUUGGUAUAUCAUGAUGUAAAUAUUUACAGCAUAACGCAAAUUUGAAACUAGCGCGACAAUAGCCUGAGUGCGGGGGCGUUACUAUACUAGCCUAGUAUAGCGUCAAAUCUCCUACCAAUCAUAGUAGCCCUGUCCGCCCUCCUAG
Suillus paluster is the source of this 1018-nucleotide messenger RNA. Its product is annotated as CDP-alcohol phosphatidyltransferase-domain-containing protein. Lineage: Eukaryota; Fungi; Basidiomycota; Agaricomycetes; Boletales; Suillaceae. The transcript has 7 exons. Gene Ontology annotation, biological process: phosphatidylinositol biosynthetic process. Gene Ontology annotation, cellular component: membrane; Golgi apparatus. Gene Ontology annotation, molecular function: CDP-diacylglycerol-inositol 3-phosphatidyltransferase activity. The coding region runs from base 130 to 783 and encodes 217 amino acids. The record is from RefSeq and is a predicted model, not a curated record.